UCAGCAAUGAAUGAAGGCGCGAGCCUCUCCGCAGAGCCGCGCGGCUGAAGCGCCCCUAGCGUUUUCUCCGCACUGCUAGAGACCGGCUGCUUUUUGCGAUUCCGCGUCCUUCGCGGGCAGCUCAGCGCCAGCCGCGGUCCCCUUCGUGUCGGCUCAGGAAGGAGGGGAACGGGGAGGAGCAGCCGCCGCCGGAUGCAGGGAGGGAAGAGCUCCGGCUCUCCUGCGCAGCGCGGCCGGCUACUCACCUGAGCGCGCAGUGGCGGCAGCGGGAGGAGGAGCCGCCGCCGCCGCCGUGAUCCCGGCCCAGGGGGCGGCGGCGAGGGCAGCCGACCCAGAAGCCAUGGCAGGGACUCCGGGAGUCUAAGAGGGGUCGCCUUCGCCUCGCUAAAGAGCUCCAGCGGAGAAGCCGACCCGCAGAGGCCUGCCAGCCCGGAGCGUGAAAGGCGGGCGGAGAGCGUGGCCAGGCCAGUAGGCGGUCGUGGGGCCGGCCCUCUCCAGUCUUGGCCCGGGCCGGCUUUGCAGGGCGGCGCAACCGCACGCGCAAGAUGUCCACCCGCACGCCGCUGCCCACCGUCAACGAGCGGGAUACGGAGAACCACACUUCUGCUGAUGGAUAUUCUGAAUCUCAUAUCCAACCCACAAAAUCAAGUAGUCGACAGAAUAUACCACGUUGCAGAAACUCAAUUACCUCUGUAAAUGAAGAGCAUCCUCACAUUGGGAACUAUCGCUUAUUAAAAACAAUAGGAAAAGGAAAUUUUGCUAAAGUGAAGCUGGCUAGACAUGUUCUUACAGGUAGAGAGGUUGCUGUCAAAAUUAUAGACAAAACCCAAUUAAAUCCUACCAGUUUACAAAAGCUGUUUCGAGAAGUACGAAUAAUGAAAAUACUGAAUCAUCCGAAUAUAGUUAAACUAUUUGAAGUUAUUGAAACAGAGAAAACAUUAUAUUUAAUAAUGGAAUAUGCUAGUGGAGGAGAAGUAUUUGACUACUUGGUUGCACAUGGAAGAAUGAAAGAGAAAGAGGCCCGUGCAAAAUUUAGGCAGAUUGUGUCUGCUGUGCAGUACUGUCAUCAAAAGUGCAUUGUUCAUCGUGAUCUCAAGGCAGAAAACCUUCUUCUUGAUGGAGACAUGAACAUUAAAAUUGCAGAUUUUGGUUUUAGCAAUGAAUUUACUAUAGGCAACAAACUGGACACUUUUUGUGGAAGUCCUCCAUAUGCUGCCCCAGAACUCUUUCAGGGAAAGAAAUAUGAUGGUCCAGAAGUAGAUGUUUGGAGUCUUGGAGUCAUUCUUUACACUCUUGUCAGUGGAUCAUUGCCUUUUGAUGGUCAGAACUUAAAGGAAUUGCGAGAACGAGUAUUGCGUGGAAAGUAUCGCAUACCAUUCUAUAUGUCCACAGACUGUGAAAAUCUACUGAAAAAACUACUUGUGUUGAAUCCAAUUAAGAGAGGAAGCUUAGAACAAAUUAUGAAGGACCGGUGGAUGAAUGUUGGUCAUGAAGAAGAAGAAUUAAAGCCAUACACUGAACCUGAACCAGAUUUUAAUGACACUAAACGAAUAGAUUUAAUGGUCACUAUGGGUUUUGCAAGAGAUGAAAUUCAUGACUCCUUAAUAAACCAAAAAUAUGAUGAAGUAAUGGCUACAUAUUUGCUUCUAGGGAGAAAACCACCUGAGUGUGAUGGGAGCGAGUCUCUAUCCAGUACUACCCUGAGUCAAAGAUCUCGACCUGGAAGUGACCUCAACAACAGCUCUAUGCAAUCUCCUGCUCAUCUGAAGGUCCAACGGAGUAUAUCAGCCAAUCAGAAACAGCGUCGGUUCAGUGAACAUGGUGGGGAUGGCAUUCAACCAAUUGGCCCAUCCAUCCCUCCUGCUGUCUCAUAUUCAAAAAGACCUCAAGCAAACAGUGUGGAGAGUGAAUAUAAAGAAGAAUGGGAUAAAGAAAUGUCACGGAAAUUGAGCAGCACAACAGUUGGAUCCAAAAGUGAGGUGACAGCAAGUCCAUUGGUAGGUCCCGAAAGGAAAAAAUCAACAGUUGUUCCAAGUAACAAUAUGUUUUCUGGAACUAGCAUGACACGGAGGAACACUUAUGUCUGUGAACGUUCUACAGAUCGCUAUUCUGCCAUUCAGAAUGGGAAAGACAACAGCCUAACAGAAAUGUCUGCAAGUAGCACUCCUGCUGGCUCUGCGGUCCCUUCUGCCAUAUCUGCACGACCUCGACAUCAGAAGUCAAUGUCAGCCUCGGGUCAUCCUAUAAAAGUUGCACUUCCAACUAUCAAAGAUGGCACUGAAGCUUACCGACCAAGUAGCGCAACUCAGAGAGCACCUGCUGCUUCCCCGUCUGCUCACAGUAUUAGCACUACCACUCCAGAUAGAACCCGAUUUCCUCGGGGGAGUUCAAGCCGAAGCACUUUCCAUGGCGAGCAGCUACGGGAGAGGCGCAAUGCCACUUACAAUGGGCCCCCUGCUUCACCAUCGCACGAAACAGGGACAUUUGCUCAAACUAGAAGAGGAACAUCCACUGGCAUUAUAAGCAAGAUAACUUCCAAAUUUGUCCGCAGGGAUCCAAGUGAAGGCGAAACCAGUGGCAGAACUGACACCUCAAGGAGUACUUCUGGAGAACCAAAAGAAAGAGAAAAAGAAGAUGGGAAAGAUUCCAAGCCACGGUCUUUGAGGUUCACCUGGAGUAUGAAAACAACAAGUUCCAUGGACCCAAAUGAUAUGAUGAGAGAAAUUCGAAAAGUAUUAGAUGCUAACAACUGUGACUACGAGCAAAAAGAAAGAUUUCUGCUCUUCUGUGUUCAUGGGGAUGCGCGACAGGAUAGCCUUGUUCAGUGGGAGAUGGAAGUAUGCAAAUUGCCACGCCUUUCACUCAACGGAGUUCGCUUCAAGCGAAUAUCGGGAACUUCUAUUGCCUUUAAAAACAUUGCAUCCAAAAUAGCAAAUGAGCUUAAGCUGUAGAGAGAAAUAACAUUUCUGGGAUCAGGGAAGAUUCAAGCUUAUGUUUUGAAUGUACUGGUUAUGCCUAAUACGAUUGGCCUGUGAAACUCCCCAUGUAGAGAUUGUCCCUAUUGCAAUAAGGUUAUACAUAAUUAUUCUGAAUUGUAAAAUUUAAUACUGUAUGACCUACAUUAAAAAAACAGGUAAGUACAUAGAGCAUUCUUUUCAUUUUAUGUUCACAAAGUUGUAUAGUAAGGCUUAAAUACAGACCUUGUAUAGUUGUUUAGAUAUCAGCACAGAAGUAUGUUUACUUUGAAUUGAAAAUUUCUUCCUAGUCUUUUUUCCCCCAUUUUUGGUGGUUUUUAUAAAUCUUACCUCUACCAUGCAUUUUUUUCUUUAAAAAACUGUCCAUAGUUUUUAAAAAAUGCACAAAAAUGGUUUCCAGAAGUGUAGCUUAAUAAAUUUUACUUUGUAACAAACCACAUAUAAAUUCUUUAAAAGAAAGUUGGCGUAGUCUACACAGGAUUCCUCAUGUUUCCCCUUUUCACUCUUAUCCUCCUUUAAGAAACAGUGUUUAGUUCAGAAAAAAAUGCAAACAUGUUUACAGUGUUGGCACUUAACAGUGAAGAAAACGGAGUUCUGAAACACACUGGGGAAUAAAGUAAAAUAUUGGAUUACUUUUAUUUGCAAUCUUAAACAUCCUUAGAUUCUUGGGUCCAAUGAUUCACUAAAGUAAAAAUAUGCAUCAUAUAUCUAUAUUGUAGUAUGAAAUACUGUUUGCUACCUUCAGAAGACUACAAAUUCCCAAUGUGUGAAAAUAUUACCUUCAUACUGAGAUUUUCAUAGCACAAGAAUUGUGAAAUUAUAAUCAAUGUUAAAUGCCACCUCAGGAAUUAACUGGUUUUUAGAAUAAUUCCCCCCAAAAAAUACAUGGAUUUUCAUAUACUUUUAAGCCUACAUUGUUUAUUGCAUUGUUUGAUGUGAUUGUAUAAAUUCUGUUCCCGUGUAUCUUUGAGUUUUGAAUAUUUUGCCCACUUUCUUGUAUUUAUUAUAAAUCAUUAUACCUGUGAGGUGCAGCUGUGUGCAGGCAGUUGCCUAGAUAAGAAAAUCCCUUCAUAAUUAGUGAUUCAAAUUGCAAAACCAUUAGGACAUGGUACAUUUUUAAUAUUGAUUAUCUUGUACGGAAUUAAUCAUAGCAGUUGGUUGUGCAAUGUUAUUUAAUGUUGUAAUUUCUGUAACUUCAACAUAUGGCCCCAUCUGCACACUCCUAUAAAGAUUAGAGAAAUCACCCCAAAUUAUCACUUUAUUUAAAAGCAAAAAGCAAAAAAAAUGUGGUAAACUCUGUAACCUGAAUUUAGAAGGCUGUAAGUGUAGCUAAAUGUGCCAUUUGAGAAUGGCUUCUGACAGAUGGACUUGAGAUACUGUACUGUACUGUGAUGUAGCUCUUCUGUAACAGUUCUGCUCAGCAAUGAACAUGUACUGCCUUAGGAAACAGAUGAUGUUUUGGCAAGAAAGAACUGUGUUCCUUUUUAUCUGGUGUUCCUUUAAACUUUUUUUAAUGAAAGUCAUCCUAAUUCACAUUCACUGGUGCACUCUAUUAAAAACUUACUUGAACAGAU
Messenger RNA from Thamnophis elegans (Western terrestrial garter snake), 4549 nucleotides. It is a transcript of the gene MARK1, whose product is annotated as microtubule affinity regulating kinase 1. Gene Ontology annotation, biological process: intracellular signal transduction; protein phosphorylation; microtubule cytoskeleton organization. Gene Ontology annotation, cellular component: cytoplasm. The transcript has 18 exons. NCBI's taxonomy places the organism in Eukaryota, Metazoa, Chordata, Lepidosauria, Squamata, Natricidae. The record is from RefSeq and is a predicted model, not a curated record. Gene Ontology annotation, molecular function: protein serine/threonine kinase activity; ATP binding; tau-protein kinase activity. The coding region runs from base 546 to 2951 and encodes 801 amino acids.